CUGAUCAGUUAUCAGCCUUCGCCUUUCAGCUCCAGCUGCAGCGACACCACUGCAACACGGCUACAGGUGUCCCGUUUCUCCAGGGCAAUCACUCGUCACUUAACAGUAGCACACUGUAUCAUCUCAACUGACAACCUCCGACUGAUCUUCACUAUUUUCAGACAAAAACAAACAUGAAAUCGAAAAGAAAAGCUUCGAAGCGCAACCGCAAAACGUCAGUGGAGACUGACGGAGAGUUCCAGCUGGAGCUGGAACCCGCGUCCAGUGAACACGAGGGCUCGGAAAAGUGCCUGAACCUCGGGGAGAAACGCAGAAAGAAGAGCGCUGACAACGGCAUGGCCACGAACACCAAGCGAAGGAAGCAGCACCCGAGUGUCAAGGGUGGAAACGUCAGGAGGUUGGAAAGCAACGAGAGGGAACGGCAGAGGAUGCACAAACUCAACAACGCUUUUCAGGCGCUGAGGGAGGCAAUACCACACGUCAAGACAGAGAAAACGCUAUCGAAAAUUGAGACCCUCACCUUAGCCAAGAACUACAUCAAAUCCCUCACUGCCAUUAUUUUGGGGAUGUCAAGCGGUUGCUUGCCGCACGCACAGGACGAGGAGUCUUCAAACACAUCUAAACUGUUUCAGCACUACCAGCAACAACUUGAAGAGGAGGACGAUGGAAGCUUGUCAAAUUACCUUACACAGAUCCACAGCUUCAGAGAAGGUAGUUAAAGACAGAUGUGCUUUUUGUGCCAAACCUUGGGAAUGUAUCUUUCUGCAAUUACUUCUUUAGGAUAUGAAGACUUUCUGCAGCAUAAUCACAGUGGGAGCAAAGCGCUCCUCCGCCCAAGGUCACCGUUAUGUGUGUGUGUACUGUAUAGAGACGUUCUGAUAUAAAACCAUGGAACAAUGGUAUCUUCAGAUAGACCCAGUCAGAAACACAUUGAAUUAUGAAUGUCUUGGUAAAUUUUGGAACUGUAACAGGUUGUUAUCUUAAAGGUGAUACUGGGUAGCCCUCAAUAACUCCCUGUUUUACCUGCUGUACGACGGUUCUGUAGUUGAAACCUGCAGAUAAUUAGAGACACCAGUUGAAUAACACAUAAACGAUUACUUUAUAUAGGUUAAGAUUUCUGAAACUGACCAAAUAGUAGAACAUAAUUAGGUAGUUCUAAUAAUUAGAUGCUGUUUCAAUAUUUUUGUGCUAAACGUGUUAGUUUUGCUGCAUGUUACCUUCCUAAUACUGUGCAGUGGUACUCAGUGACCCAGUGCAUUAUACUGUCAGCCUUGCUGAAGUUUAACAGUGAUGCCAGUAAAUGAUGCUGUAAUCUAAUUUCUGUGAUUCACUGGCCAUGCCACCAUUUAGAAUAAAUGCAACAUCCACCAUCUUAUAUUUUGAAAAUGGACAAUAGCAGCCUACGCUAAAUAAAAUAAAGGUGUUAAGAUUAACACGUGUCUAAAUGUGGACAAUAAACUUUAGUGUAGUAUUGCACCGUGAAGAUCUUAAGUUCAGUGAUGCAAUUAUUUAAACAUUUAUAUUAUGAAAUAUUUUACUGGAUUUGCAAUGUUUGUGCUAUUACCAGAAUUGUGAGGCAUAGAAAAUAGAGAAUAACAAGCAUGCUUAGGGGUAGAGCAGCCUUUUCCCUGCCAGGAUAUACCACAGCUGGGUCAUUUUAGAUUAUUUUACAACACUGGGAGUAGCCAUUGAUAAAAUCCAGCUGUGGAUUAUUUCCAUGGGCAGAUCAGAUUAAUCCUUUAUAGUUUUAAUGCAAAAUGAAUAAUUGAAAAGCCGAACCAAGUUAGCUGCGGUUGUAUUUUAGUUGUACUGCUGCCAGGGUCACAGUGUAACUGAUGGCCAAUAAAGUUCAGAUUAAAAUCCUCUUGUUUUUCGUUGUGUUAUUUUGUGUCUCCAAAAUUCCCAGGAGAGCUGUUUUUUUGACAAACAAUAGCAAAAUACAGGGAGGGACGCUGUCAAACAAAGUUUUGUUAAAGAAACAGAAGAGUGGUUAACUUGUUGACAUGAAAUGCUAGUUCUUAAAAUCACAACUUAGUGUGGAAAAUGAGCAAGUAAAUACAUCAUACCCCAAACUAUUCAAACCAACUUGCCAAAUCCACAAGUCUUUGUUUGCUUCUCAAAGGUUAUAAAACUAGAACCACUCUAUAGCCAGACAGGAACUUCAUGUGUAUUUAUAAGCAGUAAAUUGAAUAGUGUUUAGUGUAGCUGGUU
Molecule: messenger RNA, 2211 nt
Organism: Polyodon spathula (Mississippi paddlefish)
Lineage: Eukaryota; Metazoa; Chordata; Actinopteri; Acipenseriformes; Polyodontidae
Gene: bhlha15
Product: basic helix-loop-helix family, member a15
Exons: 2
Coding region: 174-719 (181 amino acids)
Molecular function (GO): protein dimerization activity
Source: RefSeq, a predicted model, not a curated record